GUUGAGUUGAAGGAUGAUCAGACGUCACCGGCAUCGUCUCUCCAGUCGAGCAUCCUUUCACCCUCGCGCAGUCCGAACACACCCGGGUGACUCGGAAGCCUCAUCCAUCUGUCCGUCGCUCCGCUCAGCUGGCACGAGAGGAUUCUCCGUCAACAAAAGUAAACAUGACAACAGCGGCUCCUGUCACUGAACCUCUGCAGCAAAAAACCUUCCUGGCGCAGGAUUAUGCCGUCUUUGGUGCCAUGUUGUUGGUUUCCAUGGCGAUAGGAAUCUUCCACGCCAUGAAGAAGAAGCCGAAGAACACCCAAGUUGACGACUUCUUCACGGGUGGCCGGAACAUGUCGCCGGUGCCUGUCGGACUCUCGCUCUGUGCUAGUUUCAUGUCAGCCGUGCAGGUCGUGGGAGUGCCAGCUGAGAAUUUCCGCUAUGGCAUGAAAUUCCUCUACAUGUGCCUGGGUCAGAGUAUCAACGCCGUGCUGACCGCUUACCUGUUCCUGCCGGUCUUCUAUCGCCUCGGCAUCACCAGCACCAACCAGUAUCUGAGGAUGAGAUUCGGGAGAGGAAUGCAGCUGCUGGGAAGCAUCCAGUUCAUUGUAGUGACGCUGCUUUACACGGGAAUUGUCAUCUACGCACCAGCGCUGAUUCUCAACCAAGCGACCGGCCUCAAUAUCUGGGUUUCUCUGUUUUCGUCUGGGAUUAUUUGCACCGUCUACACAACUCUGGGCGGCAUGAAGGCUGUGAUCUGGACAGAUGUUUUCCAAAUUAUUGUGAUGUUAACAGGCUUCGUUGCCAUUUUUGUGCAUGGCGCUCUCCUGGUGGGUGGUCCUGCUCAAGUACUGGAGAUCGCCAGAAAUGCAUCUCGGAUCAAUUUUCACGAGGCGUUUGACUUUGACCCUCGUCAGCGCUACACAUUCUGGAGCCUGACUGUGGGUGGCACCAUGGUGUGGCUGUCCAUGUACGGGGUGAACCAAGCUCAGGUCCAACGCUACAUCUGCUGCAGAACCGAGAAGCAAGCACAACUGGCCAUGUUCAUUAACCAGGUGGGUUUGUGUCUGAUUAUUGGGAGCGCUGCCAUCUGUGGCAUCGUCAUGUUCACCUACUACAUCCAUCGCGAUCCGCUCCGGUGUGGGGAGGUCGCCAGUCCUGAUCUGUACAUGCCGUACUUCGUGCUGGACAUAUUCGAAGACUACCCUGGAUUCCCUGGGCUGUUUCUCGCCUGCGCCUACAGUGGAACUCUCAGCACGGCGUCCACAAGCAUUAAUGCCAUGGCUGCCGUAACCAUGGAGGAUCUGCUGCAACCUUAUCUGCACAACACCAGCCAGAGGAGGAUGGUUCUCAUAUCCAAAGGCCUGUCAUGUCUAUUUGGAGUGGGUUGCAUGACUGUAGCGGCUGUCUCCUCCCUGUUGGAAUGGGGAGUCCUCCAGGGCUCAUUCACAAUCAUGGGUGUGGUCAGCGGUCCAUUACUUGGCAUCUUUAUUUUGGGAAUAUUCAUACCUGCUACCAACAAAGUGGGGGCUUAUGUCGGCAUAUUUGUGGGCUACUGCGUCUCUGUCUGGCUGGCUGUUGGUUCCACCUUGUACCCUCCAAGUGAAAGCGUCAUGGGAGUCCUUCCCAGUGAUGCCAGCCUCUGUGAAGCGAUGAACAUCACCCAAACUUACCACCACCCAGAGAAUGACCACACUGCCUUGAUGCUGCUGCAGCCUGACGACAACAGGGGGGUCCUGCUAAACUUCUACUCCAUCUCGUACCUGUUCUUCGGUGCCACGGCGACCACUGCUGUCGUGCUAGUCGGGGUUAUUGUGAGCUACUUGACAGGGCCGACAGAAAGAGCCGAUAUUCAAAGGGGUUUGUUGCGGUGGGAUAUGGGGAAGCAAACGAAGACCACCGCAGGAAUGAAAAGUGGCCGCAUCACGGUUCUACCUCAGCUCGUGCCGCUGAAAGAUCCUCAGAAGGGCCUCUUGCGCUGAACACACCCGCAGGACUUGGGACAACUCUACCUCUUCAAUGCUUCUCUAGUUCAAGUCCAUCGCUUCUUUGCGGCACACAGCGGCCGAAACAGAAACAGAGCAGACGAGAACCAUGCUGCCCUCUAUACUACUGUCUUCCAUAUAAAACUUCUUUGAUCAGAAAGCACCUUCUGGAAGGUUUGAUAUGUGCGUGUCAGGUACGAGAUGAGGUCCGUUAGGUGAUUAAACUGACUGAAUUCUCUGGUCAACUUUAUUAACUUUUAAUCAUUCUUAAAUCCAAUGUUGUUGUUGUUUUAUUUGCAUGUUCAACCUUAUCAGAAAAAUGUCGAGGGAAUGUUAAAUAUGUGCUAAAAAAGACUUUAUCAUAAAGAUCUGGGGUCAGGUAAAUGGAUGUAUAUUAUUGUUUUUGCUGUGUCAAAUCAAAACAAAAGGCGAACUAAUCACGUGGUGUCUUUUUAUU
Messenger RNA from Synchiropus splendidus (mandarinfish), 2427 nucleotides. RefSeq names its product solute carrier family 5 member 5 (gene slc5a5). The coding region runs from base 165 to 1967 and encodes 600 amino acids. The record is from RefSeq and is a predicted model, not a curated record. Gene Ontology annotation, cellular component: membrane. Gene Ontology annotation, biological process: sodium ion transport; iodide transmembrane transport. Lineage: Eukaryota; Metazoa; Chordata; Actinopteri; Syngnathiformes; Callionymidae. The transcript has 16 exons. Gene Ontology annotation, molecular function: symporter activity.